AUGGCGCCUGUGAACAGGAACCUUGAGCCGGAGCAGAGCGUCUGUUUCCUCUGCACAUUCCGGGGGUUCUGUACAUACGUGUGCGCGUCCAAACACGUCCCAAACGAAGAGGACGGAGAUGUCAUCAGCGCUCGCCCGCAUCCCAAACACAAACUGCUCUGCCUCCGGCUCACGCGCUUAAAGAGACUUGUGGGCGUGGCCUGUCAGGACCCGUCUGCUCCUCACGGCUGCGCAGACGGCAGCUGUUACCCGGCGACAGGGAACCUCCUGAUUGGUCGAGCCGUGAACCUGAGCUCCUCCUCCACCUGCGGCCUGAGCUCACCUGAGCAGUACUGCAUCGUCAGCCACCUGCAGGAGUCAGAUAAAUGUUUUGAGUGUGACUCUCGAGCUCCGUACGACCCCGACUACAACCGCCAGAGCCACCAGAUCGACAACGUCAUCUACCUGACGGACCGACGAGGAGAGCACACCUGGUGGCAGUCUGUCAACGGAGAAGAAAACGUGAGCAUCAGACUGAACCUGGAGGCCGAGUUCCACUUCACCCACCUCAUCAUCAAGUUCAAGACUUUUCGUCCUGCGGCGAUGAUCAUCGAGCGUUCGUCAGACUUCGGUCGGACUUGGCGUCCGUAUCGAUACUUCGCCCAGAACUGUUCCCGGAUCUUCCCUCUGGUGCCCUCUGCUGGUCUGCGCCACAUCAACGACGUCAUCUGUGAAGAACGCUACUCCGACAUCGAACCCUCCACCGACGGAGAGGUGAUUUACAAAGUCCUGGACCCGGCGAUCCACGUGAAGGACCCGUACAGCCUCGACAUCCAGGAGCUGCUGCGGAUCACGAACCUUCGCAUAAACCUGACGAAGCUGAACACGCUGGGGGACGACCUGCUCGACCGACGCUCCGACGUGUUACAGAAGUAUUACUACGCCAUCAAAGAGCUGGUGGUGCGCGGGAGCUGCUUCUGCUACGGCCACGCCUCCGAGUGCGCCCCCGUGCCCGGCGUCAACGCCAGGGAGAGCGGCAUGAUCCACGGUCGGUGCGUUUGCAAACACAACACUGAGGGACUGAACUGUGAACGCUGCAAAGACUUUCACCACGACCUGCCCUGGAGUCCGGCCGAGGCCGAGGACUCGCACGCCUGUAGAGAGUGCGAGUGUAAUGGCCACGCCUCUUCCUGUCACUUCGACAUGGCGGUGUACUUGGCCACAGGAAACAGCAGCGGAGGAGUGUGUGACCAGUGCCUCCACAACACUAUGGGGCGCCACUGUGAGAGCUGCAGACCCUUCUACUACAAGGACCCCCAGAGGGACCUGAGGGACCCACAAGUCUGCCAGCCGUGUGACUGUGACCCGGUCGGCUCUGUGGAGGGGGGAGUGUGUGACAGUCACACUGACCUGGACCUGGGGCAGAUCUCAGGUCAGUGUCGGUGUAAAUCCAACGUCCGAGGCCUCAGAUGUGACGACUGUAAAGAAGGACACUACGGCCUGAGCCUGAGCGACCCCGACGGCUGCCAGCCGUGUAACUGUGACCCUCGGGGGAUCGUCCUGCAGGGGGCGCCGUGUGAUCAGAUCAGUGGAGACUGCUCCUGUAAACGCUACGUGACCGGACGCUACUGCGACCAGUGUCUGCCAGAGUUCUGGGGCCUCAGUAACGACCUCGCCGGCUGCAGACCCUGUGACUGUGACUUUGGAGGAGCCCUCAACAACCGGUGCAUGAUGGACAGCGGGCAGUGCACCUGUCGGGAGCACCUGAUUGGUCGUCAGUGUUCGGAGGCGCAGCCCGGGUUUUUCUGCGCCGCGUUGGAUCAUUACAGAUACGAGGCCGAAGACUCGAGCGGACACUCCCCCAGCGACGCCGUCCUCCCGGUGAGACCAGCGGGACGGGAGGGCAUCUGA
Boleophthalmus pectinirostris (great blue-spotted mudskipper) is the source of this 1890-nucleotide messenger RNA. Its product is annotated as laminin subunit beta-1-like. The transcript is spliced from 13 exons. Gene Ontology annotation, molecular function: extracellular matrix structural constituent. The record is from RefSeq and is a predicted model, not a curated record. Gene Ontology annotation, cellular component: laminin trimer. Bases 1 to 1890 code for a protein of 629 amino acids. Gene Ontology annotation, biological process: basement membrane assembly; substrate adhesion-dependent cell spreading; cell migration. Lineage: Eukaryota; Metazoa; Chordata; Actinopteri; Gobiiformes; Gobiidae.